AUGGCGCCGGGCGUCGAGAUGGUGCGCGUCGAGCGCGCCGAGCGCGCGUACGAUCGAGAGAAAGCGCUCGGUCGAGACGCCGCGAGCGUGUUCCCGUCGCUCGCGCGCGACGGCGACGGCGCCGCCGACGGAGACGCGCGAAAAGACGACGACGACGCGACGCGCAAAAAGUUUGUCACCGAGAGCGAGCUCGAACGACUUCGCGCGCUCGGCGGGAGCGACGGCGGGGACGCGAGCGGCGCGAGCGACGCGCGAAACGACGACGCGAACGCGGGUAAACCGCUGUAUCAAAUCCUGGCCGAGCGCCGGGAAGAGAAAGAUCGCGAGUUUCAAGAGCAGUGGGCGUCGAUGAAGGUUGGGAAGAAUAAACCGCUGGACGAGGAGGAGGUGGAAUUUUUAGAUGAAAUCGAGAGCGAACGACGGGCGGCGGAGACGAAGAGGAAGCGCGAGGAAGACGGUGAGUUAGAGGCGUUUAAACGGGCGCAGCGAGGGGACGAUCAGGGAGGGAUGACGACGACGAAGGGCGACGGAGAGACGGCGACGACGAGCGCGCCGGCGGCGGUGGUGGCGAGGAAGCGACCGUCCGCGGGCGUGCGAGCGAAACCGAAGACGGCGAUCGCGAGCGAGACGAAGGAGACGGACGAUGCGAGCGAGGGGCUCGGCGGUCUUUUGGGCGAUUACGGCUCCGAUUCGGACGACGACAUCGCGGACUCGUAG
Ostreococcus lucimarinus CCE9901 is the source of this 717-nucleotide messenger RNA. RefSeq lists its product with no specific name. Gene Ontology annotation, cellular component: nucleus. The transcript has a single exon. Lineage: Eukaryota; Viridiplantae; Chlorophyta; Mamiellophyceae; Mamiellales; Bathycoccaceae. The record is from RefSeq and is a predicted model, not a curated record. Bases 1 to 717 code for a protein of 238 amino acids.